Molecule: messenger RNA, 1209 nt
Organism: Blastocystis hominis
Lineage: Eukaryota; Bigyra; Opalinata; Blastocystidae
Exons: 6
Coding region: 1-1209 (402 amino acids)
Biological process (GO): proteolysis
Molecular function (GO): peptidase activity
Source: RefSeq, a predicted model, not a curated record
AUGCUCCAAUUCGUCGUGUUUUUCUUAUUUUCUGUGAUCUAUGCAAAGAAUUAUGCAAUCAUCUAUGCAAGUAUCGAGCCAAUACGCGACACGGACUUACCUUCUACCCCUUGCCGUAUUAUCACUUACUUGACUGCAACAGGUUAUGAUAUUGAUAAUAUCGUGUACAUGGUUGAUACUACAGACUAUACGAUGGAUUGGAAUUCGUGCUACAAGAAUUGUUUUUUUUGCGGGGACAUUCAUUUUGCGGGAAAAUAUGUCAAUCCACGAUUUUUAAUGAACUAUAUGAAGGGUGAUUAUAACUAUGUUAAAAAGCAGUCUAGACUCAACUCAUUCAAGCAACUCAAUCUUACUAGCAGUGAUGUUCUUACUGUCUUCUUCAUGGAUACACAUGGUCGAGGAAGUCAAUUCUAUCCCUCUCGUACAUUAACUUCCUCCUAUGUUAAAGACACCCUGAAGUAUAUGAGCAACCAAAAGAUGUUCAAGCGUCUGAUCAUUUUUGCUGAGGCGGCGUAUGCGGAUGCUGCUUUUUCCUAUGCUCGGAGCAUGCGGAAUGUGUUAGUGAUGACCAUCAAAGACCGCCAAAUGAGUGGUUAUUUCGCGCAUGUGUACGAAUACGCAGCUGUCUCCAAAUACGUGAAGAACGUCUGGGACAACACCUGGAUCUCUCUUCUCCCUCUCGCCUGCGAUCGUUCGGCGAGAUAUUUGAUGAACAUGGCCGUGGCCGCUUCUCUCCAGCAGGUCGACCAGCUGGCUAAUCCUGUAGUGUUCGGCGAUCCGUUGCUCGUGGAUAAGAAGCUUUCUUCGUUGAUGGGGCUUGGUGGGAGCGAGGAAUGCAAGAAGGAGUUUGGAUCAGAAUAUGGGGAAGUGCCUUUGAAGGACGUGCAGGGAGUUGUGAGUGCAGUGAUGGCAAGCAACUUCAAUCAGACGAUUCCGCUGCAGUACUAUCGCAUGCAGUUCAAGUCCUAUAUGGAGGAGGUGUCGGCGAAGUUGAAGAAGCUGUUUAUGUCGGAAUUGGAGGAGAAGAAGGGAUUCCAAAUGGAUCAGGAUAGCUGCGUCAGUCAGCUUAUGAUAGAUUUUAUAGAUUCAUGCAGUUUCUAUUUCCCGCUGAAUAAUGAUUUUGUGUCUUAUUUCUGGACGUUGUGUCACAAUCGAAAAGGGAAUGGUAUUUAUGUUAUCGACUUUAAAGAGAUCUGCAGUGCGAAAUAA